Messenger RNA from Apiotrichum porosum, 1503 nucleotides. RefSeq lists its product as uncharacterized. Bases 1 to 1503 code for a protein of 500 amino acids. The record is from RefSeq and is a predicted model, not a curated record. The transcript has 6 exons. NCBI's taxonomy places the organism in Eukaryota, Fungi, Basidiomycota, Tremellomycetes, Trichosporonales, Trichosporonaceae.
AUGUCCUUCAGCAGCAUACAUCCGUUUUUCAACCCUGUGCCCGCCCGUUCUCAAUCCCUCAAUACGAGUUCGUUCCCUCGCUGGAACGACACCUUCUCAAGUUCCCCGUGGAACAGCUAUGUUCCAGGCAUGGUUGGCCUUGGAGACUCGCUUACCGAGUCUAAUUUGGGGAACACUACUGCUACAGUGAGCGGUCCACACCUCAACAUCUUCUGGUACGGAGACGCCGUGUGGGUUUGGGGGCAUAUGGACAGCAACACGACCAGCUCCUGGUCAAGCCAUACGAAAUUUGAACAGCCGAUCAUGCUCCUCAUCGACUCAAACUCAGACCUGCUGCCAGUUCCGUCCAACGAACAACUGGCAUCGAUGACAGGGAUGAAUAUACAGGGCCACGCAGGAUAUUUGGACCAAAGCUCGGGGGACCUGUCUUUCGCCGGUGCCACGUUUGGCUUCGCAAUGCAAACCGAAGCGCCCACGUUUGAACAAGUCCAGACAAGUACAGCUUACUGGGUUGUAAACGGCACGCGAAACGAGUACUUUCUGUACUCUGGCAACUGGACGGUCGAGGAUCACAUCGGUGGCGUCGGUGGCCAAGACCGGGUUCCCUACGACCAUAUGCUCGCACAUGCCCACAACAGUGACAACCCUGAGACCGCCUUCAAUGUACCUGACAACACUUCAUUUUUGAUCAUCAAUGGAACUAUCGGUCCAGCUCACUACGCCAUAUCCGUGACAAUCUCCCCUGCGCCGAUGUCCAACCCGACACUUGGUCCUCAACCAGAGGUGUUCAACUUCUGGGCUGGCCGCGAUGCUGUUCUCCAUUACGCGGUUCUGGAUCCAUCGAAACAGUACAACGUCACCAUCAUGGGGUGGGGUUCCGAUUCACUAGGCCUGACCGAUUUUGGCGUGCACAGCGUCGGCGGUGUGAUCGGUGCGAUUCUCAUUGCCGCUUUUGCCUACUUUGUCGCAUCGCGGCGGAUCCGCCGACGUCAGCAAAAGCUUCGUCAAGGGGACCCUUCCGAAUUUGUCGUGGACGAGAAUGGAGACGCUGCGGCGUACACUCCGUACGACCACGAGCUCAUGUCGCCAAUGUCGCAGUCGUCCAAGGACUCCCGGUUGAUUGGUACUGCAGCUGGUGCAUCAAGCUCGCGAACACCAAUCGAGCAUGUUCGGUAUGAACAGGAAGAAGACGGCGGUCUGGUAGAGCGCGUCGAGUUUGUGCCGCCUCAGUACAACCCAGAAUGGGCUGGUAGCUCUGCCAACGUCGACGACGCACUGCUUCCGGGCCACAAUGAGCAUGGCUUUGCCUCAGAUACCGGCGUGGGCAGCGGUAUGGACUUUUCAGCCAAGCGCCCAGCUCCUUCUGCCGAUACUGUUAGCCCCACCACCGACUCGGCCACCAACUGGGGUUCACCAGUGGACAGUGGAUAUUCCGCUGCCCAGAUGAGCCAGAACUCCAGGGAGCCGCUACCAAAGUGGGACACAAAGGGUUGGCAGCGGUGA